This is a messenger RNA of Saccoglossus kowalevskii, 2586 nucleotides long. RefSeq names its product bromodomain-containing protein 7-like. Gene Ontology annotation, biological process: regulation of transcription by RNA polymerase II. The record is from RefSeq and is a predicted model, not a curated record. Gene Ontology annotation, cellular component: nucleus. NCBI's taxonomy places the organism in Eukaryota, Metazoa, Hemichordata, Enteropneusta, Harrimaniidae.
UUCAAAAUGGCGACUUGCAGGAUUUUUAGCUGAAAGGCUUUCCCGAGGAUUUUACGAUAAAUCAUCUUUCUUCGUCACAUAUUUAUCGAACUGUUGUUAUUUAAUUCCAGCGGAUUAGUUCGAUCGUUACCGGAAAAUGGGAAAGAAGCACAAGAAACACCAUAAGUCCGAGAAAAGAUGCUAUGAAGAGAAACCUCUCAAAUUAGUACUGAGGGUUGGUAAUCCAAGUCAGGAAGUAGUAGACUUUGCUGAUGAAAAGUUUACUGAAGAACCGAUCUAUAAUAAAGAACAUCAUCAUAAAAGUUCAAAGAAAAAAAAGAAGAAAAAGUCGCAUGAAAAACAUGAAAAGCACAGACAUCAUGAAAAAAGGGACAAAUCAAGUAAGAAACGUGAAAGAGAAAUUGAAGAUGUUGGGUUUGGUCACAUUGACAGGAUUGCCUCCCCUCCAAGGAAGAAGCCAUUUAUUAGCCCACUACCAGAAAGAAGGUUCUUACCAAACAGGCUAUGUAGAGAGAAAGAAAAAGAGCCAGAAACAACACCGCUGAAAAAGAUUCUUGAGGUAAUACAUCGUCAGUUGCAAAGAAAAGACCCAAAUCAAUUCUUUGCAUGGCCGGUAACUGAUAUAAUAGCUCCGGGGUAUUCCAGCAUCGUACAACAUGCUAUGGACUUUAGUACAAUGCAGCAACGACUAGACAAUGACGAGUAUCAUAGUAUUGAGUCAUAUAAGGCUGAUAUGAAACUUAUGUGCGAUAAUGCUAUGCUGUAUAACAGACCUGAAACUAUCUACUAUAAAGUUGCCAAAAAAUUAUUGAAUUAUGGAUUAAAAAUUAUGAGUAAGGAGCGAAUUAUACCACUGAAGCGUGCUAUGGGUUUUGAAAUUGAUGAUGAUGAUCAUCCAAUUACUACUUCUAUUAAAAUUAAAAGACCGAAACGGGAAGAACCAUCCACCGAUGAUAGUGCUAUGGAUAUUGAUAUUGUUGAAAAUGAAGAGGUUCCUAUCUUACACCAAGAACCAGAAGAUCAGAACAGUGCAAUUGAGAAGGUAUUUGAGCCUCUAGAAAAUAUGGAUGAAGACGAUGGUCUUACACCAGAGGAAAUUGUAGAUAAAGUUACGCAAGCUGCUCAGCAUGCUAAAGAAAAACUUUCAAGGAGGUGUCCAAAUAGUAAAAUCGGUUUUCUCCGAAGACAAAAAGAUGGCACCACUACUUUGGCUGUAGUUAACCCGGAAUGUGGUGUUGAAUCAGGUGGAGAAGUUCACCCAGUUAAUUUAGGCUUACUGGUUGGAAAAUUAACAGCAGGCUCUAGUUCUAUCGCAGGAUUUCGAGAAGAUAAAAGGAAUAAAGUUAAUCCAGUAUCCUAUUUAAUGUACGGGCCGUUUGGUUCCUAUGCACCCACUUAUGAUUCUAGUUUUGCUACUAUAAGUAAAGAAGAUUCAGAUUUACUAUUUUCUACGUAUGGUGAUCAAACAGGAAUACAGUAUGCUGCAAGUUUACAGUCUUUUGUGAAGGACACUGGAGAUUAUAGUGUCACAUUAGCUAAUGGUCUUCUAGACAAUCUGACAAAUGGUGAACACUCAAAGACACUAAAGAAACUCAAAGAGAAAGAGGAGGAGGAGUUGAAAAAGCUGAAAGAAGAUGAAAAAAAGACGACAGAGGAUAAGGAAAACGAUGACAGGGUGGCAAACGAGACUGAGACAGUUGCUGAUAAACAGGUCGAAAGGGUAGCUGUGAAAGAGGAACCAAGUGAAAAAUCAUCUGAACUGUGUCAAGAACUCAAUACGGAAAACACAAUUAAGCAGGAACAUGCAAUGGAGCCAUUACCAGAAAUAGAUUUUGAGGCAUUGAAAUCGUUAUCGGAUAUCGGUAUUGAUAUGUCUUUUCUCCCAUCUAUGGAAAAAGACUUGUCAACGGAAAAAGAAGAACUGGUUAUGCCGAGUGAAAAGUGUGUACAAGAGAAAUUGAAUGAGACCAGUGAUUUAAUACAAGAUUUAGAGAAGUCCCAACAUGAACGGUUGAGUAAAAAACCCCCAUCAAAUUUGCAGUAUAUUAGUGGUCCAUCUGAUAAAGAAUGCGAGAUUGCUGAGAGACUUGCACAGCAGUUGAAAGAGUUAACAGCACAGGCUGGUCCUGGAGGAGUGGUUUCAAGUCAAUCAGUACGCACUGCUAUGGGUGUCACUAUACCCGACACUGUGGCUGCAACACCACCGACAACAACAACAACAACAACAACGUCAACCCCUGGGAACAAUGAAAUAGAUCUCAUACCUGACCUCUCACCUCCCUCACACAUGAGUGCAGAAGAAGAAGCUGAAAUUGAUAGAGAACUUAGGGAGUUCUUAGAGUCCCCUAGCAUUGCAACAGAUGAUCCGAAAACAUGAUAGAAACACUGACUAUGAAUAUUAAAGAUUUUAAAAAUUAUAUGGUCUGCAUAAAUUAUGAACUGUUUAAAUAUUUUAACGUGGUGGCUUUUUUGAAUUUUUCUUAUCCAAAUGGACUAGACUGUGAGGCAGUGUCUGAAAACUCAUCACCGCCCUCACACAUUUUGGAUGUCUUCAUACUGAAAUCAUUAAAUGAACACAAUGUAUGA